Messenger RNA from Cuscuta campestris, 983 nucleotides. Lineage: Eukaryota; Viridiplantae; Streptophyta; Magnoliopsida; Solanales; Convolvulaceae. The record is from the annotation of a GenBank genome assembly.
GAACAGCCCUUAAUUCUAUCAAUAUUAAUGGGAGCAGUCAAGACUAUUUUAAAGGGGCUUGUGGAAUUCACCAAGGUGAUCCAAUGCCCCCCCUUCUCUUUGUCCUUGUCGUGGACUAUUUCACAAGAACCAUGAGGCAGGUCACUGGUAAUAAAAACUUCGGCUAUCAUCUUAAGACAGGAAUUGAGAUGUUUGGGAAAACCACUGGACUUCACAUAAUCCACCAGAAGUCACAAAUGAUGUUAGGUGGCCUGGAUGACAAAAACAAAGAUGAACUGACAAUGAUGAUUAACAUGCCUAAAGGAGGAUUGCGUUUUAGGUACCUGGAGGCCCCCAUUUCAGCAUCCAGAAUUAACAUAAGGGACUGUGAUGAGCUUGUACAAAAAAAUCACCUAAAGGAUCAGAGGAUGUUCUAUGGGCCCGGGGGUGCAUAUGCAAUGUUUGCCGGGAAGGAUGCGAGCAGAGCCUUGGCUAAACUGUCAUUUGACCCUAGAGAGAUAAACGGGAACCUGGAAGGGCUAUGUGACUCGGAGCUUGAAACACUGCUAGAUUGGGAGUGCAAAUUCAUGGAGAAGUAUGCCAAGGUGGGUCAACUCGUUCCCCCGUGAUCUGCCCCGCCACGGCAAUGGAGAAACUGGAGAAGCAGAGAGAAACAAGUGUUCAACAAUUUCAUUGAGCUUUGUCGUUUGUGCGUGUGUAUAGAUGGGUGAACAGAUAAAGCUUUAGUUGUUUGUGUUUACCAGCACGGCAGAGGAACAUUAUUGUUGUCAUUGCUUGGCUAUCCAUGCUGCAAUUGCAAUUCCCUUGGGUUGGUUAUUUGUUUGCGAGCUUCGGGUUCCGGCCUCCGGGUGCUACGCCAGUCCCUUUACUUUCAACGUUCUGUCUAGUUUGACUUUUUGUAAUCAAAUCGAAUGAAUUUUGAUUGUCAAACUAAUAAAUUAAAUAUUUGUACAAAAUUGUUUAAUUAAAUUUAUCUUGUAAAU